Molecule: messenger RNA, 2282 nt
Organism: Cydia pomonella (codling moth)
Lineage: Eukaryota; Metazoa; Arthropoda; Insecta; Lepidoptera; Tortricidae
Gene: NGR-A12
Product: neuropeptide FF receptor 1-like
Exons: 9
Coding region: 268-1584 (438 amino acids)
Biological process (GO): G protein-coupled receptor signaling pathway
Cellular component (GO): membrane
Molecular function (GO): G protein-coupled receptor activity
Source: RefSeq, a predicted model, not a curated record
UACGUUUACGAGGUAUUAUGACCAGCGAUAGCAUCGCGACUGUAUCACGGCCUUUUUGCAACUGCAUCGCUGCAAAAAUCGCCGUGUGCGACCUCCUUAGUUGCUUGCGUUGUAGUCCUUUAGUAGUUACGUUUUUUUAGCUAAUUUGAGUGUACCCAAAGCCAAAACAAACGUUAAAGUGAAACGUGACAAUAUCUAUAAAAGCAAAGUUAGUAAGUGAUGUUUAAACGAUAAAGUGUAGUAGUGAAAAAUGAGCAAAAACAAAAGAUGGUGUCCAACGUGUCACUGAGGCUAGGGUUGGAGCUGGGCGCGCGCAACUCGUCGCUGCUGGGCGUGCUGGACGUGCUGGACGGGCAGCUGGAUGAGCUAGACAUAUUGUUCCGGCCGGAGCCGGUGCUGAUCGCGCUCUACGUUCCUGUCAUAUUACUGUCACUCGCCGCUAAUGUACUGCUCAUCGUUGUCGCCGUGAAGUGCAACUACACAAAAAACGUAACGAACAUCUUCCUGGUGAACCUGUCGACGGCGGACCUGCUGGUCACGGGCGUCUGCAUGCCGCUGCAGCUCAGCAAGGCCGUGACGCUGGUCUGGUUCUACGGCGAGACCGUCUGCAAGAUCGUCAACUACAUGCAAGGUGUAGCUGUAGCAGCAAGUGUAUUCACAAUCGCGGCGAUGUCAGUCGACCGAUGGCUGUCCAUAUCACCAGAGCCGCGCCUGCGGCCCCCGAGCCGGCGGCAAGCGGUCCUGCUGCUGCUACUGCUGUGGUGUGCCGCCAUGCUCAUCUUCAUUCCACUGCUCAAGGUGGCCACUGUUCAAAGGGAAGCCGUACCUGUUAUCUCUAAAGGGCUUUUAAAUAUUUCGAUAGUUUCGAGAGACGUCCACUUCUGCACGGAGGAGUGGGGGGAGCUGGACACGCGGAAACAGUUCGGCAUGUUCAGCUUCACACUCGUGUACGCUAUUCCUGGUUCAAUAACGAUAUUGUCGUACGCGUUCAUGGGCCGGACGCUGUGCUCCGUGAAGCCGCCGUUUGACAUUGACGAGGGAAAUGUCAGUAUGCAACAGGGCCUAAGGCUAAUGAAAGAGAGGAAGAGAGUGGCGUGGAUACUACUGCUUCUCGCCGUCCUUUUCGCUCUUUGCUGGCUCCCAUACAACAUCAUGCAGUUGCUGCUAGAUAUGUACGUGGUCAACGCCAAGGACCUGAGCAUCUUCCUGCCUUACGCUUUACUAUUAGGACACGCGAAUUCCGCGAUCAACCCCAUAGUGUACUGUAUGAUGACAAGAAACUUCCAGCGGUCAGCGAGGAAGCUGCUGUGCGGCAGGAGCGUCUGCCAGCAAACUAAAUUUACGUGGCGCUGCACGCAGAAGCCCGAGGGCUCGUCCAGUGAUUACGACCUCUAUCACGAGCCCCACAAACGGUGCUACCUUCAGAUGAACGCACUCCGGCACAACGGGCACUUCGCGCACGCGCACGGGCUGGACGCACGCACGCAACUCUCGCACGUGACGCGCUCCUCGCGCCGCGCCGCGCCGCACGCGCUCUCCGCCGAGAUGCUGCAGCGCCACGCGAAACUCGACCUUAAGCGCUGACAACUAAUGUACAACUAAGGCUCGGUUCGCACGUGGCACGCCGCGCAUGCUGUUCGCCGAGAUGCUGCAACGGCAUCACGCAUGGCUGGGGGCCUAGCCAAAAUGACAAUCGUGCAUCAACAAACGCCGAUCAAAAAGAGAAAAAUCUAUAUGACAGAUGCAUUUCACUUUCUAUUAGCGUUUCCUAUCAAUGAUAUUCACCUAACUUAAGCUGCAUCCAUACAAACGUAAUACAGCACGGUUCCCUUCGCAGACGGCAUCGGCAGUACAUCCCUUGCGUUGCCUAGGGACGUUCGUUCCUAACGAAUGCGUACGCGGAGACGGACACGUGCUGCGUGCUGCGUAGUGCGUAUUUAUCCCGUAUGACCUGGGCCCUUGCACAAAACACAGUAUCGACUCAAUUCGAACAAUGCUUAUAAAAUGUCACAGCGAUACGAAACCGACCUGUCAGUGUCAAGUGACAUUUCUUUAACCAAAAACGUCACUUUUGACACUGAAGGUUCCCGGAAGGUAUUUGCAGAACUGAUUAACGUGAAACCUAGUGACCGGGAGCUUUCAUCCCUUACGCAGUGUCUUACGUGAGCGAAUACCUUGCGACGCGACGCGGCGUGGCGCGGCGGCCCAACGGCACAACGAGAUCGCCCACGUAGGACACUUCCAUAGGUAUCAAAGGAUUGAAUUCACCCGCGCCGCGCCGC